UUUGUUUGAGAAAUAUAUCGGACAUAGUACAAGUAGUACUACUACUAGUAGAACUCUAGCAGGCGCUACGCAUGUGGACACUGACUAUUUUCUGCAAACGUUAACCGGCGAUGGCAAGAGCACCUGUCCAGGAUGGGAGAGAUCCCUACCGCCACUUGUACCUUCCAUUCAUUCGAGUCGAGCAGUUUCACGGCAAGGCCAGAUCAAUACUUCCACGAGAUGUCUAUGGCUACUUUUCUUCCGGUGCCACGGACGAAAAAUCAUUGAAAGAAAACCAGGAGGCGUUUGGUCGCCUAUUGCUGAGGUGGCGAUGUUUGCGGGGAGUUGCGAAUGUGGAUCUUAGCACGACAGUCCAAGGAACUUCGGUGAGCUCUCCGAUAUGCGUAGCUCCAACUGCCAUGCAACGCACUGCACAUCCUGAUGGCGAGGUAGCUAUGGGAAAAUCCUGUGCGUAUUCCAACACCCUCAUGACGCUAAGUACGUGGGCAACAAGCAGUAUAGAGGAAGUUUCCGACAAAGCGGGGGGCACCUCACCCAGAUGGUUUCAACUCUAUGUUUUGAAGGAUCGAAGAAUAACACAGCGACUGGUAGAACGAGCCGAGAAAAGUGGAUACAAAGCGAUUGUGCUGACGAUCGAUCUUCCGCGCACCGGUAUACGCUAUGCUGACAAAAGGAGUGGAUUUAAAUUGCCUUCUCACCUUGUGCUUGCCAACUUCUUGGGUCUGGAAGAGUUUGCAACAGAAAACGACAAACGCUUUGCAACCCUUUCCGACUUUGCCGAUAGUUUGUUCGAUAUUUCGAUUUCAUGGGAGAAUUUGGACUGGCUCAAGUCCAUCACUAAGCUCCCAAUCAUUGCUAAAGGUGUAAUGAAUGCUGAGGAUGCCAAUGAGGCACUAAGGCGAGGAGUGUCUGGUAUCUGGGUAUCCAAUCAUGGCGCUAGACAACUCGACUCAACUGCAGCCACUAUAGAAGUUCUACCGGAAGUGGUGCAUGCCGUCAAUGAUCGUGUGGAGGUGUACGUGGAUGGUGGUGUUCGUAAUGGUGGAGAUGUUCUGAAGGCGCUGGCACUGGGAGCACGGGCAGUGUUUGUUGGUCGUCCAGCUCUGUGGGGUCUUGCAUGCAAUGGUGAAGCUGGUGUGUCGCAAGUUCUAGAACUUCUCAACAAGGAACUGGAACUGUCCAUGGCAUUGUGUGGAUGUCCAUCUGUGCUUGAUGUUCCCGAGUCAAUUGUAGUUCCAGCAGCACGAUACCGAUCCACACUGUAAGCACAUCCUGCCGAUAGGACUCAGCCCACUGUCCUUUGUUGAUUUAUCAAAGUUUGAAGUGCAGUGACAUAUUUUGUCUGGUACUCUGCAUCACCAUCUCAACACCUUAUGCCAGUUAUGGUGUGCUACAUGUACAUGUUUUAAACAGACCCCAGCUUUUACAGCUUGCUAAAUUGCACCCUUGAUUUUUCCGGACAGUUUACAUGUACAUCGAACUUGACCUUUUAGCUAGGGUUUUUUUGGAACUUCUGCCAUUGAUUUUUUCUCUGAAGUAUGCCGGUCAGCCCCACUAGUAAGGACUGCCGCAAUUGCUGAUUUCCAGCCGGCUGUAUUGUGUACAUGCAACACA
Messenger RNA from Sycon ciliatum, 1614 nucleotides. RefSeq names its product 2-Hydroxyacid oxidase 1-like. Bases 111 to 1265 code for a protein of 384 amino acids. Gene Ontology annotation, molecular function: FMN binding; oxidoreductase activity. The record is from RefSeq and is a predicted model, not a curated record. The transcript has a single exon. Lineage: Eukaryota; Metazoa; Porifera; Calcarea; Leucosolenida; Sycettidae.